Messenger RNA from Ipomoea triloba (trilobed morning glory), 1431 nucleotides. RefSeq names its product receptor-like protein 44. NCBI's taxonomy places the organism in Eukaryota, Viridiplantae, Streptophyta, Magnoliopsida, Solanales, Convolvulaceae. The record is from RefSeq and is a predicted model, not a curated record. Bases 347 to 1174 code for a protein of 275 amino acids. The transcript has a single exon. Gene Ontology annotation, molecular function: protein binding.
UUUUGUUUGGGUGGGCAAGCACACAUAUCCCCAGCCCCACUCCUUUCUUUUCUUCCCCAUCCCCUCUCUCUCUCUCUUUCUCUGCCAGCUGACUGUCUUCCCAUAUGCCCCAAACCCCUUCACGCUUUAACAUAAAUAAAUGAAAUGAAAGAUCCUUCCCCUUAAUAACACCUACCAUCCCCUCUUAUUUAUUUAACCACUCUCACUGUGCAACACAACAACAACAACAACAACAACAGCUGUUUCCCUGUUUUUUCACCCUUCAUAGUGAAUUUAAUUUCCACUGUUUUCUCAGAAACUGCAGAGAGGUGAAAUAGCUUUGAUUUGGUUCCUCGGAUCGGGAUACAUGGUUGUUGGCGGCGGGAUUUGGCGGCGGGUUUUGGUGGUGUUUGUGGUAUGUGCCGCGGGUAUGGAGAUGGGGGCGGCGGAUCCCAACGACGAGCAGUGUUUGACGCAUCUGAGCGCGUCGUUGGAGGAUCCGAUGAGGAAUCUUCAGAACUGGACGAGGGACAGAUUCGCGAAUCCUUGUCAAGGAUUCACCUCGUACUUACAAGGCGCGACUUGCAACAAUGGCCGAAUCUAUAAGCUCUCGCUCAACAAUCUCUCGCUCCGAGGCUCCAUUUCGCCGUUUCUCUCCAAUUGCACGAAUCUCCAGGCGUUGGACCUGUCUUCUAACGCCCUAAGUGGGCCCAUCCCGCCGGAGCUUCAGUUCCUCGUUAACCUCGCCGUCCUUAAUCUCUCCGACAACGCCCUCUCCGGUUCAAUCCCGCAGCAGCUCGCGCUCUGUGCUUACCUCAACGUCAUCGAUCUCCACGACAAUCAGCUCUCCGGGCUCAUCCCGCCGCAGCUCGGGCUUUUGGUUCGGUUAUCCGUUUUCGACGUGUCCAAUAACCGGCUCUCCGGCCCGAUUCCGGCGUCUCUGGGGAACCGGAGCGGAAACCUAAGGCAGUUCAAUGCGAGCUCGUAUGAGGGGAAUAAGGAUCUUUACGGGUACCCGUUACCGUACAAGAAGAAUAAUGGGCUGUCCAUUUUAGCUAUUGUGGGGAUCGGGCUGGGGAGUGGGUUCUUGAGCUUGGUGCUCAGUUUCACCGCCGUUUGUAUGUGGCUGAGAGCCACCGAGCAAAAAAUGGCCGCCGAAGAAGGGAAAAUCGGCCAUCUCAUGCCUGAUUAUUAGAUUAAAUUAAGCAAAAAAAAAAAAAAAAACUGUAUUUACAGGUAUGCUAGCCUAGCCAGUUCUUGAUUAUCAAGAUCCCUUUUUUAUUUUUAUUUUAGUUUUCCCCUUUUCCUAUUGGGGGGUGGGGGUUCUUUCAUUUUCUUACCCUCUUUGCAGUCUUGGUUGAAAGACCAGUUUUGGUCCCCCUUUUUCCCCUUAACAAUUUGACAAUGUAUAAAGAAUUUGAGUGCACUUAAACCCCACUACAUUGCUCUGCA